Messenger RNA from Apis mellifera (honey bee), 1442 nucleotides. RefSeq names its product GS homeobox 1. Bases 293 to 1318 code for a protein of 341 amino acids. Gene Ontology annotation, molecular function: DNA-binding transcription factor activity, RNA polymerase II-specific; RNA polymerase II cis-regulatory region sequence-specific DNA binding. Lineage: Eukaryota; Metazoa; Arthropoda; Insecta; Hymenoptera; Apidae. Gene Ontology annotation, cellular component: nucleus. The transcript is spliced from 2 exons. The record is from RefSeq and is a predicted model, not a curated record. Gene Ontology annotation, biological process: regulation of transcription by RNA polymerase II.
ACCGCGAGCAUCUCCGAGUUUUUUAUUUUAUUUUCUCACCUUUGUCGUUCAUUCCUCGUUCGAAAACGAUAAGGUUUGGAAAGAGAUCGAGUUGCAAGAAAAGUGUUAUCGGAUACGUUCACGAUUGGAUCAGAUGAAGGAUCGAAGCUGUGACAGAGUUGGUGCGGAACGACGAGAGUUCAGUGGUUUCGGGAUCGUUUAGCGUUCGAAUCUCGAAGGAUCUCGUAAGAUCUCGAAACUCCAAGUUUCGUGACUUUCACGCGUGAAUCGGACGGAUAAAUUGGUAAACGGUAUGUCGCGAAGUUUCCUCGUGGACUCGUUAAUCGGGAACAACUCGCCACCCGCCUACCCUCUGCCGUAUUACGGCAACCAAUUGCCCAGCUACAUGUUCAACUUCUUCAACCUUGGGCUGGGCUAUCAACCGAUAAGGCCGGUGCCGAGGCCACCCGCGAUGCCGGUCCCGGUCCCGAUCAGCCCGCCCGCUUUGGCCAAUUUACGCCCGAUGCCUGGCCAGAGCCCCCCGUCCCCUUUCAACACCUCCGCGAGCAGACUUUCCGACGUUUCAGCGGCAGGAGAGUCGCCGUCGCGCAACAGCACCCCGACGCCGCCCCCCAAGUCGCCCAAUUCCAUCAGUAACAGCUCCAAGAGGAUACGGACCGCGUUCACCAGCACCCAAUUGCUGGAACUGGAGCGGGAAUUCGCCUCGAACAUGUACCUGUCCCGGCUCAGGAGAAUAGAGAUAGCUACGAAUCUACGAUUGUCGGAGAAGCAGGUGAAGAUAUGGUUCCAAAAUCGGAGGGUCAAGUACAAGAAGGAGGAUCUUCCCUCGGGACAGAGUCAGAAAUGCUGUUGCCUUCGCACGUGCGGGAAGAGGAAGGAGGGGUGCGGUGUUGACGACUCGUCGACGAGUCGGAAAUGCGAGCAGGACGACGAGAGGUCGAUCGCGAGGAACGCGAGGACGGACAAAUCCGUGGACGGCAAUGUCGAGGAAACGUGCAACGUCGAGGCGGCGGAUCGUUUCGACCGCUCCAUCCCGCCUUUCCCCUCCUCUGUGGACAAAACCUCGAAACGGUUUCCGCGAGGGGAGGCGGAGGAGGGAUUGAGCGUUGCGGGGGUGAUGGGUUACGAGGGGGACGUUCACGGUUUGUCGAAGAGGAGGUUGGACGGGGACGGGGAGGAAACGGACGACAAGAAGAGACGGGUGGAUGGGUCGCCGUCGCUUUAUCAAAACGCGAUUCGAGACACUUCUGUCGCGCCUGUCGUGUUCAGGGGUAUAGGAUGCACCAAGCACACCGUGGACAGGAUCGUUAAUUCGUAGAAAAUAAGAUUCGUAGAAGAAGGAGGACUCGCGUUGUUAUUGUGUAUGCGAUCUACGUAAGUCUUGUAAAUAUUGUAUAUAUAAUGAUAUUUUUGUACGAUAGGAAGAGAAGAAAAACGCUGUA